UCGCGCGGCGUGUGACGUCACGAGGCAAUGGCGGCGCCGCGGCUGUCGCUGGGGCCGCUGAAGGAGCCGCUGGGGCUGAUGCGGGCCCUGCAGUGGUUUUUCUCCAUUUUCGCUUUCGCCACCUGCGGCGGCUUCGAGGGGAGCGUCACCUACCGGGUCACCUGCGAGGGGAGGGAGAACCACACGGUCACUGCCACCUUCGGGUACCCCUUCAGGUUGAACCACGCCGUGUUCCAGCCGUCCCUGACUCACCUGUGCAACCACACCUGGCCCAAGGACGUUCACCUGGUGGGGGAUUUCUCCUCGGCCGCCAGGUUCUUCGUGGGCGUGGCCGUGGCCGCCUUCCUGUACAGCCUGGGGGCCCUGGGCGGCUACCUGGGCUACCUGCAGGUGUACAGGUGUGCAGGGUCCCGCCUGCCCCUCAUGGACCUGGUGGCCUCGGGGCUGGUGGCCGCCCUGUGGCUCGUGGCCUCCUCGGCCUGGGCCCAGGCCCUGGGACACGUCAGAGCCGCGGCGGGCGCGCCCCUCCCCCACUGCCCCUCCCCCACCGCCAGCUGCGCCCGCACCGCGCUCACGGCCAUGGGGGGGCUGGGGGCGUCCGUGGCCUUCGGAUUCCUCAACCUGGUGCUCUGGGCCGGCGGCUCCUGGUUCGUCUACAAGGAGACGCCGCUGCACCGCCCGGCCCCGCCCCCCGGCCCCACCCCCGCCCCCAUGUGACCCCCUGUUUGGGCGGGGCUGGGGGCAGGGCGGGGGAGGGGCUGGGGGUGGGGCUUUGUGCACUGAGCUUGGGUGGGGGAGGGGCCGGGCUGGGCAGGGGUUGGUUGAGCUUGGCCUUGGUGGGCGUGGCCUUGGGUUUGGGUGGGGCUUGACCUUGGGUUGGGCAGCCUUGACUUUGUUGGCCAUUGGUCGGUCUUCAGUUGACCUUUGGGUGACCCUGACCUUGGUUUGACCUUGGGCUGGUCACUCCUGAGUUCAUUGACCAUUGGUCAGUCUUCAGUUGACCUUUGGGUGACCUUGACUCGAUCUUGGAGUUGUCUUGACCACGGUUUGGUCAGUCUUGACCUCGUUGACCAUUGAUUGGUCUUCCCUUGACCAUUGGGUGGGUCAUGGAUUGGUCUUGAUCUGUGGUUGGUCAGUCUUGACUUUGGUGACCAUUGGUCAGUCUUCAGUUGACCUUUGGGUGACCUUGACUUUGGCUUGACCUUGGGUUGGGUUGGCUUUGGGUUGGGUUGACCGUUGGUUGGUUGACCUUGACCUCAAUAAUCAUUGAUUGGUUGGGGUUGAUCUUUGACCUCACCGGAGCUUGAGUGGGCGUGGUCUUAACUUUGGGUUGGGCUUGACCUUGGGUUGGUCAUCCUUGACUUCACUGACCAUUGGUCAGUCUUCAGUUGAGCUUUGGGUGACCUUGAGCUUGGGUUGGGUUAAUCUUAACUUUGGGUGGUCUUAACCAUGUCUUGGUCAAUCUUGACCUCGUUGAUCGUUGAUUGGUCUUCACUUGACCAUUGGGUGACUCUUGGGUUGGUCUUGACCAUUGGUUGGUCAAUCUUGACUUCGUUGACCAUUGGUCAGUCUCCAGUUGACCUUUGGGUGACCUUUGAUCAUGGCUUGACCUUGGGUUGGGUUGACCAUUGGUUGGUUGACCUUGACCUCGCUGACCAUUGUUUGGCCUUGGCUUGACCAUUGGCUUGGUGUCCACUUGGGCUGACCGUUGGGUCGGUCUUGACUUUGACCAACGGUUGUCCAGUCUCGGCGCGCGUUGGUUGUUGGGUUGGGUUGGACUUUGCUGACCAUGG
Oenanthe melanoleuca is the source of this 1793-nucleotide messenger RNA. RefSeq names its product synaptophysin-like protein 1. The transcript is spliced from 5 exons. Bases 28 to 717 code for a protein of 229 amino acids. Lineage: Eukaryota; Metazoa; Chordata; Aves; Passeriformes; Muscicapidae. The record is from RefSeq and is a predicted model, not a curated record. Gene Ontology annotation, cellular component: synaptic vesicle membrane; synaptic vesicle.